AUGGCAGAUACACAGUUUGGGGUUCGACAUGUAAUUGGGGCCCCGGUGGCUACCACGAGGUUUUCCGAACAGGCUUUAGUAUGCAUGCCUCCGAGAGCUGCCAAGUUUACCUUAUCUGAAUGGAAGCUAAACAAUGACCAGCGCUGCCGAAAUACCGAAGAUCAGCAACAACUUGCUGAUAGAAUUUUGGGGGAGUGCCAACGAGUUCGCGAAGAAACGGCUGAAAGAGCUUGUAUCAUGAAAGCGACAUCAGAUAGACGAAUUGAAGAGAGAAUCGGAGAUAUUGAGUUUAAUAAAAAAGAAUUACAAUUGCAAAGGAAAGAAAUCUGCCUUGAACUUGAGGCGUUGAGUGUAUAUAAGACUCGAUUACAAGACUGUCUUGCUUCACUCCAAACAAACGCAUUGACUAUUUGUCGUAAGUGCCUCAUGCUGAGAGAUGGUCGAAUCGGAAUUGAUUUAGUAGUAGAUGAAGUAGAAAAUGCUCUUCAACAAGAAAUAACUACUAUUCUUGGAGGACAAAGUCUUCUUAAACGUGCUUUGGAACAACUAAAUGAACAAAUGCGUCGUCUUAGAUCAACUCGUUAUCUUCUCGAUCGAGAUUUACAAUACAAGCAGGCGGCUAUAGAUAUAGAUAAAGGCUCACUUUCUCUAAAACCAACUGACUUAUGCUUAUCAGUUUAUGAAGGUUAUACAAGUCUUGAUCCUGCUAAUAUAUCUGCUGAAGAGUACAAUGCUUAUUCGGCUAAAAAUAUUCAACAAGCAGCAAGAGAAGUAACUAGCUCUCGUCCUAUUAAAGUAUUCAUCGAUACUUUACUGAAACAAGUCAUAGAUGAUCUUUGGGGAGCUUAUAAUAAAUGUAACCAUGAAUUCAAAGAACGUAUUGAGGAUACAAAACGGACUAAAGCUAAACUUGAGGAUAUGCAUAGAGAAACUACUCAGAAAAUUGUUGAGAUGCAAAAUAAUAUUUUAGAUUUGCAAAAGGCAUUGUCAGCCAAAGAAGGGAAUGUAGCAUUAGCUCAUACUAGGCUUGGAAGACGAGCUCAAAGAACUGGAGCAGAACUGGUCAAAGACCCGCCAGGACAGGCUUUGUACUACGAAUGUGAAAUGCUACGUCACAGUACUGAACAAUUACAACAGAUGCUUCACGAGGCGUCAGCAUCUUUACGUUAUCUCCUUCAAACUCAAAUUCAAUUAGAAGAGGAUAUAAACGUCAAAAUGAAUACUUUGAAAAUAGACGAAGUUGACUGUAUGACGUUAAGAACUACUAUGGACUUCCAUGCUUAU
Molecule: messenger RNA, 1284 nt
Organism: Brenthis ino (lesser marbled fritillary)
Lineage: Eukaryota; Metazoa; Arthropoda; Insecta; Lepidoptera; Nymphalidae
Source: the annotation of a GenBank genome assembly